Molecule: messenger RNA, 1974 nt
Organism: Colletotrichum spaethianum
Lineage: Eukaryota; Fungi; Ascomycota; Sordariomycetes; Glomerellales; Glomerellaceae
Product: protection of telomeres protein 1
Exons: 3
Coding region: 1-1974 (657 amino acids)
Biological process (GO): regulation of telomere maintenance via telomerase; telomere capping
Cellular component (GO): nuclear telomere cap complex
Molecular function (GO): G-rich strand telomeric DNA binding; telomerase inhibitor activity
Source: RefSeq, a predicted model, not a curated record
AUGACAGUACCUGAUGCCGGUACAACCAUGGAUCUUCCAGGAGGCUUUACGAGUAUUGCAAACCUUCUGGACGAAAAGAUCACCGCGGGAAGUUUUGUCGAUAUCAUCGGCAUCGUCGUGGACUUUCAAAAACCCAUUCCUACCAAGGGAACAGGCACGUCGCAAGACCCCGUAGUGGAUGGUGCAGCAAUUCGAAACUAUAAAGCCACGAUACGACUCUUCGAUUUUUCAGGCAUGGAAGAGUACAAGGACAUAGAGUUCAAUCUCUUCAGGCCUGAAAAUGAGAUGCCUGACGUUGGGUCAGGGGAUAUCGUUGCCAUCUACAGGGCGAAACCAGCAUCACGCCCCUUGAUGCUCUCAAAGCAGGACGCGAGUCGCAAACCCGCCCUGAAAGACGAAAAAUACAUGUCCUGGCUCUUUCACAACGUCGACAAGAGCUUCAUACCUGAUGUGGAACAGUUCAAUAUUCAGGCCACACGCUCACUCAAUGUCAAGAAUAAACUUUGUGAACUGAAAGAUGCCAAAGAUGGUACUUUUCAUGACAUUAUUGCCCAAGUUGUCCAAGAACCCCACGACUAUGGCGACAAGAUUCGACUCUAUGUCUCGGACUACACCGAGAAUUCUGGCUUCUUCAACUACAUGAGGACCGGUCAGCCCGGCGAUAAUUCCAGAGACGGUGACCCGUACGGUUACACAUCCGGCAAAGCCAGCACAUCGUCAAACUGGAACGGCCCUUUGGGGAAGAAGUCUCUCCAGGUCACCUGUUGGGAGCCACAUGCAACUGUCAUCAGAAAAAGAGUCAAAAAUGGUUCUUGGGUUCAUCUACUCAAUGUCCAGUUCAAGUUUGGUUCAAACUGCCAGAACCUCGAGGGUUAUCUUCGCCAAGAUCAGAACGCUUUCCACAACAAGAUUUAUGUUGACGUCCUUGAUCCAUCCGAGCAGUCCGAUUACAUUCACCCGAGCUUGAAGAAUGCCAUCAGACGGAAGAGGGACUGCGAAAAGGAGGAAAAAGCUCAGCGCAAAGGCCUGCAAUCAACCCAGGCAACGAGCAAGAAGCGCUCGAAGGCGGACCAACCAGAGGACAAGCGUCCGAACGCAAAGCAGAGACGCGCCAUGCAAAGGGCUCAAGCUGCAGAAAAGGCAAAGCAGGGUGAAGCUCCUAUAGAGGUCCAUCUCAACUCGCAAGUCGUCGCGGAACAUCCCGAGCAGGCGAUAGUCCCCGUGUCUGUCAUUCUGGAACCAACAAAGUACGAGACCACUUACCAAGGUGCUCCCCUUUUACUCGACCUCCCCUUCAACUGUGCUAAAUACCGCACCAACGUACGCGUAAUCGACUUCUACCCAAACAGGCUCCAGGAUUUUGCCCGUCCCCGCCGCAAGCAAACAGAAUACGACGUCCUCUCGGACUACUCUGGGGAAGAAUCGGAGUCGGAGUCGAAGACAAAAGGUUGCACACUCGAUAGUCACAUGAGUAGCAGCGACCAAGUUUGGGAAUGGCACUUCGCUCUCCGUCUCCAGGAUGCCACAGCCGUGGCUAACGACCCCAAAAGCCGGAAAGAAAACAGCUUCUGGGUCGUGGUACGUAACAUGGACGCGCAGCUUCUGACAAAUCUGGACGCCUGCGACCUCCGCGUGAGUCCCGACGAGCUGGCACAGCUGCGGGAGAAGAUGUUCAUCCUCUGGGGCGAUCUUGAAGAGAAGAAGACCAAGGAAUUGGCAAACAAGAGCAAGAAGCAAAAAGGCACCGUGGGUAAGAAGAUGGCGAACGAUCGGCCGCUAGACAGUUCCGACAACGAGGGACCCGGCGCGCCGUCAAAGGAGACCGAGGCUAUUUCGAACCGGCCUUUCGCCUGCUGCAUCUACCAGUAUGGCAUCCGGGUCAAGGAGUCGAAUCCAGACAAGGCGAACGCAGGCGAAAGCAAGCGAUGGAAGCGGAUGUUUGGGCUUUUUGGAACCAAGAUUUGUUACAAAUAA